This is a messenger RNA of Nicotiana tabacum (common tobacco), 1418 nucleotides long. Its product is annotated as transcription factor bHLH94. The record is from RefSeq and is a predicted model, not a curated record. Gene Ontology annotation, molecular function: RNA polymerase II cis-regulatory region sequence-specific DNA binding; protein dimerization activity; DNA-binding transcription factor activity, RNA polymerase II-specific. Gene Ontology annotation, biological process: regulation of transcription by RNA polymerase II. NCBI's taxonomy places the organism in Eukaryota, Viridiplantae, Streptophyta, Magnoliopsida, Solanales, Solanaceae.
AAUGUUUCUCUGUGUUUCUCUCUCUCACACACAAACCAAAGAACAUAGCCUCUCACGUGUAGUAGUUUCUGUAGCUUAAGAAAUUUAUACAAUUUGAUUCGUACGGCCACUUGGCUUUUGUUACUUCAUUUCCUUCUGGUUUUCAAGCCUUUAUAAACCCCAUUGAACCCUUUACCAAUUUAGCCAAUUUUUGAGAGAGAAAAUCAAUAGUAGGGUAUUUCAGAAAACAAAAAAAGAGAGGAAAAAUGGCUCUUGAAACUGUUGUUUUCCAACAAGAUCCUUUCACUUAUAGCCACAAAGAUAUUUACAAUCUUGGUGGCUUUUUUCAUGAAUAUAAUUGGGAUUCUUCUCAUUCUUCAAUAGCACAAAGCUAUAAUAACAACUCUUCAUCUCCUGAAGUUUGCACCGGAUUCUUGCCGGCUGAAUAUCCUCCGGUGGAGACUCCGGUUGUUUCCUGCCGGAGAAAAAGACGGCGCACUAAAUGUUCUAAGAACAAGGAGGAAAUAGAAAACCAAAGGAUGACUCACAUUGCUGUCGAAAGAAAUCGCCGCCGGCAAAUGAACGAUUACCUCGCCGUUCUCCGAUCAUUGAUGCCUCCUUCUUAUGCUCAAAGGGGAGACCAAGCAUCAAUUGUUGGAGGCGCAAUUAAUUUUGUAAAAGAACUUGAACAACUCCUUCAAUUCUUGGAAGCUCAUAAACAAGAAGUUAAAAAGCAAUCAUCACCAAAUAAUGCUUCUCAACAUCCCUUCUCUAAGUUCUUCACUUUUCCUCAAUACGCAACCGCAAACAACCACCCGAUGGCCACCGCCUACGACGGGGCAACGACGGAGGAGAGGCGGUCGGCGGUGGCAGACAUCGAGGUGACAAUGGUGGAAAGCCAUGCUAAUGUUAAGGUUUUGUCAAGGAGAAGACCAAAACAAUUAUUGAAGAUUGUUAAUUGGUUACAAGCUAUGUGCUUUACAAUUCUUCACCUCACUGUUUCAACAGCUGAUCAUACGGUUCUUUACUCAUUCAGUGUCAAGGUGGAAGAUAAUUGUCAGCUAAAUACAGUGAGUGAGAUAGCAAGUGCUGUACAUGAAAUGGUGGCCAUGAUAAUUAAGGAGGAGGCUAUGUCUUGUUGAGAUGACCUGUCUCUUCUUCUUGUUCCCCACCCCCCAAUGAAAAAACAAAUAUUAAAAUUAAAGCUAUUUCUUCUCAAGAUUGUAUGUAUAAUUUCUUGUCAUUAUCAAAUCAUUGCUUUCUUUAGAUUAUUGAAGACAUUAUUUAUUGUAGUACUUAUGUACAAACUCCAACAAAAUCCUCCUCUCCUAACGCCCACCAAACACUUGCCACAUGGCCUGGUAACUUAGUUUUGAGAAUGUUUGUUUGUUUUUUCCUACAAUUAUUUUCUAUAUAGGGACGUUCUGGGUGAUUUUAUA